Protopolystoma xenopodis is the source of this 1494-nucleotide messenger RNA. Lineage: Eukaryota; Metazoa; Platyhelminthes; Monogenea; Polystomatidea; Polystomatidae. The record is from the annotation of a GenBank genome assembly.
GAUCAUUUUGUUCUGAGUGCCUUGGAAGGCCGGUCGUUGCGUAAUUCAAAGAAAAGGCUUUCAUCACACCCCGAUAUUCUUCGCGACCCCACUAAUAAAUCUCUUACAGAGGAUACUAUUUCUAUUAAAUCUGAUGAUAGUUCUCACUUUCCAUAUUUAUGUUCAACCGCUCGAUAUUCAAACCUACCUUCAUCUCAUCAUCAAACAUUCAACUCAAGAAAUAGUGUAUCUCAAUCAACUCCUAGCACUCUAACAACGUCUACUACCACAAUUUCUACAGCUGCAACAAAUACAGCUCCUGAUAUUGCGAGUCUUCGUUCUGAUGCCUUAUCUCCCGAAACGGGGUUUGAGUCUUCAAAAAACACAAGUUCAUUGUCCUCAGGAUCCUCAUCUCUGCAACGGUGUCCAUCCUUAGUCUCGAAAGCAGUUUCUUCUCCAUCUUCUCUAUUUUCAGGCCAUACACGUGAUCAAGACUCAUUUUCUUCCAUUUCACUUGAUCUUCCAUCUUCAUUGCCUGGUAUUAUUGAAAAGGAAAAUUCUCUUUCUUCCAGUCCCAAUUUUGGCAUAAGUCGCAAACGCGCUCAUUCUUCAAUUUCUUCCUCUGCUACAUCUGGUACAGUCAAAUCUUUAGGGCAAUCGAAGCGUAGCCAGCAAGAUCUAGCAAGCUCUAACUCUUCUAAACGAGUUAAGCGUCUGAAGAGAGAUGGGGCUAAUUCUGCCUGGCCUGUGGGUCGGAUCCUCGCUACUCCCAUUGCCUCGGCUGGCUCCAAACUCAAAAUAGAUAGAAACGACGAAGCCGCACAUAAGACUGCUGCGGCUGCCGUAGCUGCUGCUGCUUGUCUUGGUGCAAUGCUAUCCUGUCCAGGUUCAGAGUUAGCGGCUCGUUCUCUAGCUGAAAGUCUUGUCAGUGCUCCUUCUAUCGCUUCAACUUUAACCUCUGCGAUAUCCACAGCUACCACAACUGUGACUUCAAUGUCCUCAUCCACAUGUUCUCCAAAUUGCGUUGUUGGAAAGAUUGCUAGUCCAUCUGCUGCCGUCACGGCAGCAACCGCUGCAAUGGCUUCCCGCUUUUUAUCAGUAGUUGCUGGCAAGAAAGGAACAAUGACCUGCAGAGACGAAGAUGAAGAUGGUGAUGACGAAGAUGAAGAUGAGGAAGAGCAGAACGAGGUGGGCAGCAAAUCUUAUGAUCGACAAGUCAGAUGCCAUAGGAUUGAAAGCAUUCUGAAAAAAAAAUCUUCGAUUUCCACUGACUGUUGUGGUUCUUCUAUUCGGCAAUCCUCUCGUUAUCCUAGGGGGGAUAAUCUGGAAUUACAUGGAGUUUCUAAGGAUCUCGACUCCGAUCGGCGAGUUGUAUAUCCAUCUGCUAAAAGAAUCCGAUUUUACCGCUCAGAACCAUCCUACUUCUUUAUGAAUGGUGCCUCUUGCAAGCCUUCUUUAGAAAGAGUGUCCAACAUAUCUUCGAACCUUGAUCAAGAUGUUGGUCUACUUAAGUAA